Molecule: messenger RNA, 850 nt
Organism: Aegilops tauschii subsp. strangulata
Lineage: Eukaryota; Viridiplantae; Streptophyta; Magnoliopsida; Poales; Poaceae
Source: RefSeq, a predicted model, not a curated record
GAUGGGCAUUACUUUUUCUUCUGCCGAUCGUCUUACGGUUUCUUGCUUCAUCCUUUGAAUUGGUUGGUUAAAGUAUUACGUGAGCAUCCAAGGAAAUUUAAUGCCACGGAACAAUUUAACAGUCAAAAUCUACGCCCUAUGGAAUCGCGUGCACAUGAAAUUGCGAAAUCGAUCUGUGCAGCCGAAAAGUCGAUUCCUUGGACGCGAAACCUUGGGGCAUCUUGGAAGGAACCAUGGAGCCAAACCCACUCUUCCCAAGCCGUGCGGGACACCCACAUCUCUACCCGUACCGGUAUAAAACCCAGCUCCCACCUAUAAUCCACAAUUUCACCGAAGAAACCAAAAGACCCAGGGGGCAUGUCAGUCGGCCAGAGGCCCGCCGAGGACGCGGGCGCCGGCUUGCCGAAGCCGUCGUCCAGCAGCGCGCGGUAUGACCGCAUCUUGUCUGGCCUUGCCACCGGCGCGCUCGCGGAUAUAGAGCCUGACAAGAUCAAGGGCGACAUCCGGCGAUGGGCCAAGGCGGUCGGGGCGCUGGUGCGCCAGCUGAGCUUCGGCGCCUGGCCUGAGAAGAGCGACGGCUCGUCGGAGCACCAGAACGCGGGCGGCGAAAGAUGUUUCGGCUUGGACUGGACAGCUGAUGGCAUUUCACAGCCAUCAAUCCAGGAACGACACUGAUAUGACUGGUAACCAUCUACAGGCGACGGCCGAGAAGAUGCUGCUGAAGAUUUCAUUAAUUCAUUCAUUAGUUCGUUGUAUGUACUCUGAUCUAUGUCUCUCCAAUAGUUCCAUUCUUAACAAAUACGUAGAAUAAAAUUUGGGCAGCAAAUAUGAUACUCCCUUUGUUCCAAAA